Molecule: messenger RNA, 2519 nt
Organism: Nylanderia fulva
Lineage: Eukaryota; Metazoa; Arthropoda; Insecta; Hymenoptera; Formicidae
Product: F-box only protein 21-like
Molecular function (GO): protein binding; DNA binding
Source: RefSeq, a predicted model, not a curated record
UGUAUUCCCUGCUACCCUUUUUUCGUGUUAAUUUAAUAUUAUUCUGUAAUACUCUGUUUUCUUCUGUCUUGAGAGUUUAUUGUAAAAUAAAAAUGGAUCAAUAGAAUUUCCAACGAUACAUUUUUUUUCUCUUUUCUCUUUUCUUAUGGUGUGCAUCACGUGACAACGUGCACGACGGGAGGAAGCAUUCUUUAGGUUUUCAGGUAGAGAGUUCAGAGAAGAGUGGACAAAGCAUGAACAACGUUCGUAGCAUUCACAUCGAACACGUGUUAUGCGUAUUGAAAUUUUUAAUAAUUAUACGCGAAUAAUUUGUUGCAGUUACUUCGAUUUAUAUAAUUUUCUAUAGUGAUCUUUCUCGAAUUUUUGUCAUAAUGGCAACGAUAACAUCCUUACCAGAGGAAUUGAUACCCAUCAUUCUCAGCUACAAGGAUAUCACCAUCGAGGAUAUCAAUAAUUUCCGAUGCGUCUGCCAACAAUUUCGUUAUGCAGCCAGCUAUUCAAAGUAUAUGGAAAAGAAAUUUUCUCAAAGAUGGCCUUUUUUAAAAAAAUAUGUUGACAUAUUGUCUAUAACUGAAGAUCAUGAAGAAUACAAAUCUAAGAAACAAAUUAUGAACUUUAUAGAAUUGGGUAUCAAUUAUACGAGACAUUUCCGAAAAUACGUGUCUCAAAUGAAAUAUAUGCAUUAUCACAAUGAAUCAAUCGAUAAUUGUGUGCAAUUCGCACAUAUAUUUCCUUUUAAUCCCUUUGAAAGAAGUAAUUCUGAAGAAGACAUGUAUUGUGAUCGAGAAUUCUCCAUAUUUUUUUUUUACAACGAUGAGCUUAAAAGCUUGCUUACACAUUCUUCACGAAGAACUAAUUGCGAUUUAACCAAAAGAUAUUAUUACGAGAAACUAUUUAACUAUGUAAAGAAUUCUAUUAUAAAAUUAGAGUUGCGUAAAUUUUCGACUUUAUCUAAUAAAGCGCAGCAUUUCGAAUGGAUUGCUUUUAAUGUAGUACAAACUUUACAAAUCCGAAAGGAUGUAACGUACGCUUACGUAGUAGAAUCUUUGGAUAAUAUCGCAUUAGAGGUACAAAAUUAUCUGAAAAAAGAGCAUCCAGAUCAUUCGAUAUUUUCGACGUCCGCUGAAACUUUUUCUUAUUGGAAAAACAAUAAUAUAGACGAUAAUUACUGGAACGAAGCGGAAGGAAUUCAGAUUAUCGAUGCAUUGGACGAAUACAUAUUUGGCAAAUUAAAUUUCCGACCGUGCAAAGUAGACGAUACAAAUCUGGAAUACAUGUGUAUAGAUAAUGUACUAAAAAGUAGAUAUGGACAACAAAUAAUUUUAUUAAUAAUAUAUCAAAGCGUGGCAAGAAGACUUGGUCUACGUUCCGACAUUGUGGCAUUUGGUGAUCGAUUUGAACUAUCUCACUAUAUAUAUUGGAAAUCCAGAUAUGGCACGAUUAAUCCGAGAAAUGAAAGAUGUUAUAGUUUAAUUUUUGGGAAAUUCCAAAAUUGUCGUGUCAAUAAACUACGGUAUCGAGAGUGGCUGUAUUUUAAUCGUAAUAAUCCUUUACCAUCUGAAAGCUUUGGUCGAGUAUCACCAUGUGAACUGCGAUACAAGAUACUGCUAAGAGUUGCGGAUUUGACAUACCACUAUAACAAUAUUUUUCAGAUUAGGCAGCGUAAUAAAAUUUAUUCAUUUCAUACAAGUAACUUUGAAAUCAAAGUAAUUUCUUUAAAAAGGACAAAGCAAUUCAUUAGAACAAAAGACGUAAAAUUUGCGGUAGGAAUGAUCGUAACACAUCGUGAUGAUUACAAUAAUUGCGACGGCGUCAUAAUCGGAUGGGAUCGUCAUACAGACAGACGUUAUGAAUUUUUGACACGUAAUUUCAAUAGCUCCAGAUGGCGAAAUGAUUCAAUACAAAUAGACUACUUGCCUUUGCAUCAUUGUGACAAUUAUCAAUUUACAAAGCAGCAAACAAAUUAUAUUAUUCUUACCAAUGAUAAUAAAAUAUGUUACACAAAUGAAGGUAAUCUCACUUUAGCAGCGCCGAAAUGUAUCGAUAAUUCCGAAAUUGGUCGCUAUUUUUGUAAAUUCGAAAAUACGCAUUACGUACCAAAUGAAAUGCUAACGAAACUUUACCCGGAAGACUCCGCUGUAAUUACAUAGAGGACAAAAUCUGCGAAUUAAUAUUAUGACUAACAUUAUGCAAUAUUUAGAAAAAAAAAUUUGAGAAAUUUUAUAUUUUAAGACUAAAUAUUAUAAAGUAGAAACUAUGACAUUAUUAUAGUGUAAAUUCUGUUACUAUAUAAAAUUUAUAUAAGCUUUAUAAAAUCACGCUAAUUUACUUUUUUAUGUAUUAUAUUAUAGAUUAUAGAUUAUAGAGCAAGAAAAGCGUGCGCUACGCAUGCGCCAUUUCUCAAUUUUAUAUUAACUUUUACUCUCUCUCUCUCUCUUUAAUACUUUCGAACUUGUCAAAAAUACAAUUUACCUAUAACAUUAGUUAUAUUUUUUUAGUAUUAAUUUUAUUAUUCUAAA